AUGCACAUAAUACAAGCAGUUUUUCUCUGGAUAACCCCAAUAUGGAUAGCCAUAAAGCAAAUAUUUCCACAAACCUUGUGGCAGGACUUCAAGUUCUUCAUAAAAAUAGUUUACUCUUUUCAGAAGAUAGAAAAAUCAGUUAAGGACUCUCCUUCUCAUGGAAUGCUGGAUGUAUUUUUGCAGCAAGCGUCUGUAACACCCAACCAAACUUUCAUUUUAUAUCAAGACCAAGCUCAUACCUACAAGGAUAUUGACCUUAAAAGCAAUCAGGCUGCAUGGGCAUUACGAGAGCAUGCAAAGCUUAAAAAAGGAGACAGUGUUGCUAUAUUUGAUUUUAAUGAGCCUGCCUAUGCCUGGAUUUGGCUGGCACUGACCAAAUUAGGUUGCCCCAUGGCAUGUCUGAACUACAAUAUACGGGCCAAGUCCUUUCUGCAUUGCUUCAAGAUCAGUGGAGCAAAAGUGUUAAUUGCUACUCCAGUAUUGAAGAAAGCUAUAGACGAAGUAUUGCCUACUCUCUUAGAAGAAGGAGUGCUGGUGUUUUAUCUAAACAUGGACACUUUUAAUGAUGGAACACAUAGUCUACUUGACAAAAUGGAAGCUUCUUCUGAAGAUCCAAUCCCACAAUCCUACAGAUCAGAUAUUUCCCCACAAUCCCCUGCGUUGUACAUUUACACAUCUGGAACUACAGGUUUCCCAAAAGCCGCCAUCAUAUCUCAAAAACGUGUUUUGACAAGCUGUACCGUUACAAUGUUAACUGAUUUCACAAGCAAAGAUGUCCUGUACAUCCCAUUGCCUCUUUAUCAUAGUGUAGGACUACUCAUUGGACUACGAGGAUGCAUUCAAUUUGGAGCCACCUGCGUUUUAAGGAAUACAUUUUCCGUUACUGAGUUCUGGAGUGACUGCAGAAAAUACAAUGUAACUGCAUUUCUGUACAUUGGGGAAAUACUUCGAUAUCUGUGUAAUACUUUAAAGAAAGACACUGACAAAGAACACAGUGUGCGGUUUGCCCUAGGCAAUGGUCUCAGAACUGAUGUUUGGAGAGAGUUCACAAAUCGAUUUGGUAACAUUACACUUUAUGAGUUCUAUGGAGCAACAGAAGGGAAUGUUUUCUUUUUUAACUACAGCAAUAAAGAAGGUGCGAUUGGCAGAAACAACGUGUUUCUAAAGCUUUUACAGCCUUUCGAUGUAAUCAAAUACGAUAUGGAAUCAAAUGUGCCUGCAUUGGAUCACAGAGGACGCUGCAUCAAGGCAGCAACAGGUGAGCCUGGCCUGCUUAUUGCAAAAAUCAUGAAAAGUAAUCCUUUUGCUGGAUAUGUAGGAAAUAAGUCUCAAACUGAGAAGAAGAUCAUACGAAAUGUACUGAAGAAGGGAGAUAUGUAUUUCAACAGUGGAGAUUUGGUCAUAAUUGACAAAGAGGGUUAUGUCUACUUUCAUGAUCGAACAGGAGACACGUUCCGAUGGAAAGGGGAAAACGUGGCAACUACUGAAGUGGAAGAUAUUGUGUCAACAGUGGACUUUAUUGACCAGUGUAAUGUGUUUGGAGUUCCAGUGCCUUAUCAAGAAGGCAGAAUUGGAAUGGCGUCAAUUAAACUUAAGGAAGGCAAAUCAUUCAAUGGUGAAAAACUAUAUUCUACAGCUACUUAUUAUCUUCCCAAUUAUGCUAGACCUCGCUUUGUCAGGAUACAGGACUUCAUUGACGUGACUGGCACUUUCAAACUUUAUAAAGGGGAACUGGCCAAGGAGGGUUUCAACCCCGAUGCAAUAAAAGAUCCUCUGUAUUUCUUGGAUGAAAAUGUUAAAUCUUACAUACCAAUGAGCAACACUAUCUACAAAGCAAUUAUGGAGAAACAAAUGCAACUGUAAUCUGAUGGUAACCUAUAAUGUUUUUUACUGAAAUGAAUUCAUAAUUGUAAAU
Messenger RNA from Nanorana parkeri, 1915 nucleotides. RefSeq names its product very long-chain acyl-CoA synthetase-like. Gene Ontology annotation, cellular component: endoplasmic reticulum. The transcript is spliced from 10 exons. Lineage: Eukaryota; Metazoa; Chordata; Amphibia; Anura; Dicroglossidae. The record is from RefSeq and is a predicted model, not a curated record. Gene Ontology annotation, molecular function: long-chain fatty acid transmembrane transporter activity; long-chain fatty acid-CoA ligase activity. Bases 1 to 1863 code for a protein of 620 amino acids.